CAUCCAUCCAUCCAUCCAUCCAUCCAUCGCUCCGCUUUACCCACCUGCGCCAGCCGGUCCACGCCAGCAACGCGACACGGGAUGUCCACAGCACAGAUCUCCAAAACGGAGAUGGUACCCCUGCAGCGUGCAGGGAGCGUGAAGAAGCGGCGUGCAUCUCAAGGACUGCUUCUGCACCAUGCAACAAGCUCUCCACAGACUGCGCGGCGCAUGUCACGCACAUCCAUCUCGUUUCCAUCCAUCCUCAACUCGUCAUCACUGCAGUCCUUGGACGCAAGCUCCACAUCCAUUGCUUCCAGCGCAAGCGAAGGCGCCUCGCCCAGGCGCGCCCCUGAACAUCACACAGAUUUUGACGCCAGGGUUGAUCCGGAUACCAAUCCACUGGCAUACAACCCGUUGCUUGAUCCACACGUGCAGCGCCACUUGCGCCGCCCCGGCGUCAAGAAGACGCUCAAGCGCACCGGUACCAUCACCGACGACGGCCAGCUCCUUGCCACAGCCAACGAGCGUGCGUUGAAGACGUUUCACACAGAGCUGACACGUGGACAGAAGAAUGACGCUUACGAGCAGCGUGUGGCCCGCAUGAAGAAACAGCAUGAGUCGCUGCAACGGGAGCGGGAGGCGGCCCUGCGUCGUGUCAAGACGCGGCGCAAGAAGGAAAAGCAGGCCCGCGAUAACUACAUCAAGCGCCUGUCACGUAACAGGAAGAGCGUGGUGGACUACGCGCUGACGGAGCGUGAGCGCAUCUUCCUUGAGGAGCAGAAGGAGAAAGUGGAUAUUAGGAAACAAGAGGAUGAGCUGCGGCACCGCGAGCUCAUGGCGAGAAAAACACUGCAGGACGCAGUCAAGGACAAGCGCGUCAAGGAGGACAGCGCUGCGCGGCAGGAGGCGGUUGAGCACGCGCACCGGGCGGCGGAGCAGCAGCUGCAGCGGGUGCGGCUGGACAUUGAGGAGCGAAAGAGGCGACAGGAUGAUUUGCGCAGGCAGAUUGAGGAGGAGAAGAGGCGCAAGCAGCAGCACGCCAUGGAGGAGGCAAAGAAGGAUCGCAUGGUCCUCGAACACGCCAUCCAAGAGCAACAGGAAGAGCAGGAAGAGCUGAAUAAACAACGCGCUGCCCGUCGGCAGGAAGAGCUUGAGAAGCAGAAAGCGGCUGCGGCGGCGCGGGAGCGGGAGAUGGAGGAGCUGCGCCGGCGCCAGGCAGAGUUUGAACGCCAGCAGCGGGUGCAAGCGCGCAGGCUUGAAGUUGAGGCCGAGCAGGAACGAAAGGCGCGCGAACUGGCUGAGAAAGAGGCGCGGCGAAAGGCGCGAGAGGAACACGAGCGCCAACAAGAGGAGAAGCGCCGUCGCUUCAAGGAAAUGGCUGAGCGAGAGCGGGCGGAGCAGCGGCGGAUUCGGCAGGAGCGGGAGGAGGCCGCACGCCGCGAGGUCCACGAGAAGCGCAAACGCGCAGCGGAAGAAAAGGCGCGACGCGAGGAAAAGCGCAAGCAACUACAGAAGCAGCGCAGGGAACAACUUCAGGAGGAGUUGCGAAAAGAGCAGGAGGUGCUUGAGGAGAUGAAGCGGGAGCAGGAGCGCGCACUCAUGGACCAGCUGGAAAGGCUGCGCAUGAUCGAGGAGGAGGAGGAGCGAGCGCGCAAGCGGGCCGAGGCGCAGGCGCAGCGCGUGGCGCGGGAACGAGAGGAACGCGAACGCAAGGAGAGAGAGCGGGCAGAGCGUGCUGCCGCUGCACUGGCCAAGCGGGCGGAGAUGAAGAAGAAGAAACAGGAGGAGGAGCGCAAGGCGGCGCUGGAGCGGCAAAAGGCCGAGACGGAACGAAGAAUCAGAUACAUCCAGAAAUACGGCCCGUGACCACCGCACUGACCGCUGAUUACGCUCCACACUCCACACUCCACACGCUCCAUAGCCACACACGCACACGGUGCAUGCGCAUCACUGUGCCGCGUCCGCACGUUGCCGGUUGGAGCUGUCUCCCUCUCUUCUUGGAUCGUACAUAAGCUCGCUCGCGUGUGCCUUUUGUGUGCAGGAGGCACCCCCCCCCACCCCCAAUGCCUCUUCUCGUUCUCGUGAAUGCCCUUUGUGUGGGGUUGGUUGUUCUUUCGUUGCCAUUGGUUGAGUGGUUUGUUUUGUUUUGAAGCACCCCUGCUUUGUGUUCUUUCAAAAGUGUCUCGAUUGGUGAUGUUUGUGCACUUUCUUCGCUUGCACACAGCUCUGCCUUGUUACAUGGCUGCAGCCGCCUGUUUUCUCUUGCCUCGCACAUGUUGCGUUUCCUUGGCCAUCAUGCUUGUGCUCUGUAUGUGUGCAUGUAUAUGUGUAUGUGCAUAUGCGUGUGUUGGCUUGUGCAACAUCGACGCUGCGCUUGUUCCUGGUGCUCUUGAGUUAUUAUUCCUUGUGUGAUAGACUGUUGCCUGUCUUUGUGCGUGUGUGUAUGUGUGUUGUUUUGUGUGCGAUGUGUGUGCGUGUAAUUUGUGUGCAUAGUGCCGCUCACGCACACCUGCGUACGUGUCCAUGUUGUUACGUGGCACGACAUGCGUGCCGUGGUGUGAUUCUGAUGCUUGACAACUAAGCCAAUCGUGUGGUGCUUUCACGACCAUCAACGACAAACAGAAGGAUGACAACGCAGCAAACACACGCACACACGCA
Molecule: messenger RNA, 2640 nt
Organism: Salpingoeca rosetta
Lineage: Eukaryota; Choanoflagellata; Craspedida; Salpingoecidae
Exons: 17
Coding region: 82-1848 (588 amino acids)
Source: RefSeq, a predicted model, not a curated record